Poecilia reticulata (guppy) is the source of this 943-nucleotide messenger RNA. Its product is annotated as anionic trypsin-like. NCBI's taxonomy places the organism in Eukaryota, Metazoa, Chordata, Actinopteri, Cyprinodontiformes, Poeciliidae. Gene Ontology annotation, biological process: proteolysis. Gene Ontology annotation, cellular component: secretory granule. Gene Ontology annotation, molecular function: serine-type endopeptidase activity. The record is from RefSeq and is a predicted model, not a curated record.
GCAAUGGGUCUGCUGAAGGUUCUGCUACUGCUGGGGCUGGGUGUUUCAGUAAACUCAGAUGUUUCUCUGCAGAAGAGAAUCAUUGGAGGUCGAAACUGUGAUGAGAGCGAGCGUCUUUAUCAUGUUCGGCUGGAGAGCAGCAAUGGUACUCAUAUGAGCCGCUGUGGAGGAUCUCUGAUCCACCCUCAGUGGAUCCUGACUGCAGCUCSSUGCUGGAAGCMAGGAUGGACUAACGUAGCAAUGUUAAAAGUUCAUCCACGGACGGUUAUACAUUACAAUCAGGUAAUCCGACACAAUCCUGUGAUCUAUAUCCGCGGCAACCGGCGUCAUGACAUCAUGUUACUGAAGCUUCAUACACCAGUAACAGAUGUCCCAGUUGCUCAGCUACCAAACUGCAGGCGUCGUCUUAAAGUAGGCGAUACUGUUCAGCUGGCAGGAGAGGGAGCAACGACAACCGGCCCCAAUAAUCAGCGAUUGAUAAUUUCUGCUAUUCCAGCAAAUCUUCAGUGUGUCGACAUGAACAUUGUUGCUGCUUCCCUCUAUGUGCUGCCAUAUGGGCAUAUAUUCCGUGYCGAAGCACCGAACAAGGAUAUAUGCUAUGGCGACUCUGGUGGAGCAGCGAUGUACAACGGCAAUAUUUAUGGUGUGAUUGCUCUUGGUGGAGAAGACGCAUGUCAGAGUUCAGUUGAAAUCUUGGAUGUGUGUGAAUACAAGGACUGGAUUAGAAGUAAAAUUUUCCGUGGACCAUAAACUAUCAUGAAAUAAAAUUAUCAAAUAUCCUCUCACAUAUAAUUUUAAAAUUGUAUCUACAUCAGUUUGAUCCACGUUUGUAGAAUUARAAUAAAUUGUUUGGAUUUUUCUCACCUGAUCUUCACCUCCCUAAUGGAGCUUUCUCUUCACCUCAGAAAUGAAAAAUAAAUCAAUAAAUGCAUGAAAAGAAACA